Messenger RNA from Exophiala dermatitidis NIH/UT8656, 2710 nucleotides. RefSeq lists its product as uncharacterized. The transcript has a single exon. The record is from RefSeq and is a predicted model, not a curated record. Lineage: Eukaryota; Fungi; Ascomycota; Eurotiomycetes; Chaetothyriales; Herpotrichiellaceae. The coding region runs from base 770 to 1987 and encodes 405 amino acids. Gene Ontology annotation, molecular function: protein serine/threonine kinase activity. Gene Ontology annotation, biological process: protein phosphorylation; positive regulation of Ras protein signal transduction.
GCCACCUAACAACCAGCAAAGUCCCGUUGAGACCAUGACCGCAUUCUAGAGAUUUCCAACAUCGCGAUCUCGCAGGUUUGCUGAGCGACUACGCAGGUUAUUGUGUACACUAACCACAAGGUCUUGCCUUAAAAAGUUAGCAUCCCAACAGCAGGCGUGAGAUUCCGCAGGCAGAAUCUCUUAGGGCCGCGGGGGGCUAAAAACCGCGGUGGAAAGUGACGCAGACGGUGGAAACUGGCCGCCUGCCUAGCAUUGUCAUUGGUUGACGGCUGGAUACGGUUGGAGCAGGCUGAGGUCAGAGGCUGGAAGGCUCAACCUGCACAUCCAUCAAGGACGUCGCGACCAGUGAAAUGCCCUACUAGUACUGGUAUUGCUGGAUGUGCACGCUUGCUUUCUUCAGCUCGAGCCUCACCCAAUUGCGCUCUCCAAUUGGACCGGGAUAUCAUCCGGAAGACUAAAUCCUUCCUAACAAUCGUUAACGGCUGCUCGUUCUCUAACCUCAAGAAUUCUGGACACAACUUUCGUCCGCCAACCCUUCAAGUUACCAUCAACCACCACCCUUCAGCCCGCUCUCUCGUGGUCUCUGCUCCAUUGCACUCUGCAUCCAGGCGAAAAUUUUCAUACCCAAUCGGUCAAGUGAAGAGACGAUGUUCAAUUGAGUUGACUCAAACGACAUUUGGGUCGACGCCGUUCUCAAAUAAUGGUGUUGAACAGAAUAUAUCAUUUUCCACCAUCGCUCUGUCACCCUUGCUCUCUUUAACUCCCUGCCAUGCCUCUCUAUCUCACCGCGGCCCACUCAUCACGCAUCACUAAGCCGGCCCAGAGAUCCGACCCCUUUAGUCGUCGUCAUUCCUCCUCGCCUUUCGCGAGCGUCCCCCGGACCAAGGCGUCGUCGCAAAGGACCAAGUCUCUAUCCGAUGCUCUUGGCAAAGACUUGGAUGAAGAGGACGACGAGUCGGAGGAUAGGCUUGUGCCCAGCGGCAAGAUUUUGACCACCAUCUCCGUGGACUCGGCCAAAGAUGUCCUAUCUGCUGUACAGCACGCCCGCGCGUCCAUGUUCGCCGCUAUCCCGGAGAGGGCGGGCAUGAACAGCGUGCGCAUUUCCGAAGUAUUGAACUUUCAAAGGAACAUGCCGCCUAUCGUGACACUGGCACAUGUGCAUGCCUUGAUUGCCGCCUCAUCGAAGACGGAGCGCCAGAUCGCUGCUUUGCAAUCAGCUGGUAAGCUGCGCAAGAUCAAGGUAACCGGUCGUGGUAACGACAUCAGCGGCACCAGCGAAGUUCUGAUCACCAUGAAUGAUCUGCAAGCCCUGCUUGAGCGAAGUGCCGUUGCAUCAGACAUUGUAACAAACCUCUGCAAUGUGCUCCGCCGUCAACCUCGUGCUACCUCCAUCUCACCCCGAGACCUCCCUCCUUCCCAUGUGGUUGCUCUUACUCGAGCAGGUUUUCUCGUAUCUGCAAGCCCUUCCGGUUCCCGCAAUCUGUCUCUUGCCGGUUCCUCGCUGGUCUCCGCACCCAAGAUCUCCCGAGCGGCUUCAGGCACAUCGGAUGCCGUUGGCGGCGACGCCGCUUUCGAAAAUCUUGGUGGGGUCGGGACUGCCAGGAGGCAUCAACUUAGUCUCCGCCCCAUUGAGAGCAUCCAGGGAAGCGAACUAAGCUUAUCGGUACCGAAUAUUGGUCCGUACCUAAGACUUCUAACUGCGGGUCGUGCACAUCUACUCGAACUGUUAGGGAAGUCGAAAUACAGGGAAGGGCCCUUAUACCUCCUGCGCGAGCGUUGGGACGGUGCUGUCGAUUCCGACAACCGCAUCUCCGUCGCCAAGCGCAUCAGGGGAGAGUUCUCAGGGGUGAUGCCCGCCAGAACGAAGAAGUGGAAAGAUCUGUAUGGUCUUAACUUUGACUGGGUGGUCGAAGAGUGCCUUGGCGCCGGCUUGGUUGAGCUUUUUGAAACUCGAAGUGUAGGAUUGGGCAUUCGAGCCUUGACAUGAAUGCAGCAGGGACAAAGUCGAUUGAGCUAUUCCGACGUCUUUGGACCUGCUCUGACACUGUCAUGGGCUGGUCCUGUUCCAUGCCGCUCAGACCGCAUAUUGAACACCUCAAGGCUUUGGUCUCCUCGAAGGCACUCACUGCCACGGGCCAUCAUCUUCCUCAGAAGCCAGAUAUGCGGAGCUGCAGAGAUAGUUUUACUAUCGGUUCAACAGAAAGCGACAUUGCGCGGUACAGCACUUGAAAAGCCUGCCAUUGCUCGAAUGCAACACACCAUGGGCUUCGCGGCGGGGCGCAGAAUAUGGUGCGCUGGGAUAUUUACACCAAAGAUGUAAAGAGAAAUCCCAAAGGUUCAAAAAUCGCUCCGCAAGUUGAAGCGGCUGUCUGCAGAUUGACGGAGGCUUCCAGACCGGCAGAUGUGGCCUUUUUUGAGCGGCAAACACCCGCUGCUCCGGACCAGGUCCCAAGAAGAGGACUUGGUCAUCCAUUGUGCACACUGCGGCCGUCUCUGCAUAGCUCCUAUGGAAUAUAGGGUAAUGAUAUACGACACCAUGUUACAUUGGGUGGCGGCAAACAUUCCUGAUACAUAGUCUUGCAGAAAAAUGGCUAUGCUCAACAUGGACGGUCAAUAAGCAACGAAGGGGGACCUUUGCCCCAGCAUAUAUGACAUUGAAUAUACUCAAAGCAGCGUUAAGCACUGCCAGAAUAAUUUGUUUGUACGAAUA